Magnusiomyces paraingens is the source of this 1452-nucleotide messenger RNA. RefSeq lists its product as uncharacterized. Lineage: Eukaryota; Fungi; Ascomycota; Dipodascomycetes; Dipodascales; Dipodascaceae. Bases 1 to 1452 code for a protein of 483 amino acids. The transcript has a single exon. The record is from RefSeq and is a predicted model, not a curated record.
AUGACACCCCAACCCGCGUCUUUGAAAAAAGACAAAAAUCCGCUAUCGACGCCAAAAAAGACAUCUGUAUCUUCUUCGGCACCAAUGUCAUCCUCUUUGGAAAAGGCGCCAUCUGAUUCUGCGACUUCUACUACUUCAAGUAAUGUUUCUGAAGGUACUUCAUCAUCUGCUACUACUGGCAGUACUGCUGCUAUCCCAUCGACUGCUCCUAAUAGCACUACAGUAACAUCUACAACAUCAACAGCAUUACCUGGAUCUUCGACAUUAGGAUCUGCGUUAGGAGUUUCAGUAGCAACCACACAACGGCCUUUGCGUCCUAGUAUUGUCAUUACAGUAUACAUGCCGCUUCAAGGUGUGUCUCCGGAAGAGCAAGAAAAACAUCGCGCCGAAACUGUAGCGGAUGGCGCAUGUAAUAUCACUGGUGGUACAGGGAAGGGAAAAGCUUUGACUAGCGAGGACGAAUAUAUUGCACAGGAUCAAAACGUUGUGAUUGACUUUUUGCGACUGGCAGAGAAAAAAUAUGGCUACGAAAAAGUUCACCCUAACGCUGUGCGCAGUGCUAUGGAACUUGUCGGUGAUGACGAUAUUAUGGAUAUGGAUGAUGGAGAUGAUGGUGAUGAACCUGCAGAAGGACAAAUACCCACACCAGUACCUGCGCCUGUUGGGGAAACUGGGGAUGCUAUAGCAGCAGCAAAUAAACGGGCAGCUCAAGCUGCGGCGGCACGAGCCAAAGUCGAAGGAAAAUAUGACCUUAACGAUCCAUUUAUUGAUGAUUCUGAGUUAUUGUGGGAAGAACAAGCGGCAUCGACUCAAGAUGGGUUUUUUGUUUAUAGCGGACCACUAGUACAAGGUGAUGACAAUGAUGUGCAAAAUGCUGCACAAACAAACAACGCCAAUCCCGCGGACGGUGAUGAAAGUUUUUACUAUGACGGUGCUAACGCGCCACCCCCACCUCCUGCACAACAUCAACCGCAAUCACAGCAUCAACAGCAUUCUACAUCGAGCACAAAGAAGAGCAAAAGUCGGAGCUCCAAUUCUCAUACUCAUAAUAAAAACGAUCAUAAUGUUGAAGAACAAGUUGAUGAAGAUGUCAUUAUAUCACAUGCAUCACCAGCUCAACCUCGAAGUGGCACAGGUGCUUCCACCAGUACUGGUACUGGCACUGGGUCAACUUCAAACACUUCAUCAUCAAACACUUCUAUACAAGGAACUAAACGGUCGCGAACAACAGCUGGACAUGAGGGUUCUGGGAAUAGCACGGGGGCAUCUGGUAAUAGCGGCACUAAUGGGAGUCAUAAAUCAGCUCGUACGAAAAAAUCUAGUAGCAGAAAAAGCGAUACCAAGAGAAAUCAUGAUAAAAAUAGUGGUAGUGGUGCUGGAUCUGGAUCUGGGGCAGUUAGUAGUGCUAGCACUCCAACAGCAUCUGCCACCACAGGGACAGCAGAGACUUAA